AUGCCGUUCAGUGGCCCGGCCUCCGACCUGACUAUAGACCUGGGCCCUGGCUCUUAUGACGACACGACCGCGCUGACGCGCCACCACGGCCGGGUUCUGCUGACGCUGACAAAGCCAAUGGCCGUGCAUUCGGUGCAGCUCUUGCUCCUUGGCGAGGAGACAGUCAAUUUGCGCGCCUGGAUCCCGCUUAGCACCAACACGGCGUCGACGCCCAUAGUGGACAUACAAAGGGACCUGUACAGCGGCGGGACACUAGAGCCCGGCAUGCACGUCUUCCCGUUCACACUGGUUCUGCCAGGCACGUUGCCGACGACGUUGGAGCGCGAGCUGUGCACAAUAAAGUACCGUGUGCGUGCGGAAGUAGCCAAGGCGGCGUUUUUCUCAUCGCCCAGCAUUGCCCUGGCCAAGGAGGAGGAGGUCCUGGUGGUGCAUAGGCGCAGGGCCAAGCGCCUGGCGAAGACAAAGUCGCUGGACCAGUCGUUCGCGGGGUCCAUCAGCAAGGACGUGGUCAGGCCGGGCAGCAAGUCGCAGUUUGGCCUGCGGCUGCUGGCGGUCAACUUUGCCGAGGCCGUGCAGUGCCACGUUCAGGUGCGCGGCGAGGAGCGGCUGACUACACAGAUCACAAACCUGGUUGGCUCCCGGCUGGAUGCGCUCGAGGGCGACCCGGUGAUUGCAGCGGGGGCCGAGAACGACGACAUGCGGACGGUCAGGAAAACCCGGUCGCGGCUCACGGAUCUGCUGAAAGCCAGCACGCCGCCGCCCACGCCGCCGCAGAUGCCCGGCAGCGUGGCCAAUGGCAGCACCACCGGCCUGGCUCUUGGCGGGCGCGGGUCGGCGGGCACGCCCCGGGUGGUGCGGCAAAUAAGGGCUACCCACACGCUCGAGGUCCCGCAGGGCCUGAGCCAGUUCGACGCCGAGUACAUUUCGCGCGAGUACCGGCUGAUGCUGGUCGCCGAGGUAGCGCCGAUGGAGGACACGCCCGAGAACGCCGACUCGGUGCACAUCAACGAGGCCCGGCUGGACAUUUCGCCACGCAGCACCUUUGACAGCACGCGCAAGUCGUCCUCAUCCAUGGACCACCGAUCGACGAUUGUCGACACAUUCAGCGUAGUCGAUGCGUCGAAAAGCACCGCCGACAUCAUUGUCGGCCAGUACAGAAUGCUGGGCUCCGACGACCCGGCCAAUGCCACGCUGGGCAGCACAUUGCACCAGCAGAUGUCGCUGCCGCCGCCUCAGCACGUGCAUCACCGGCGCACGAGCUCGGGGCUGGUGGGCUUUCUGAAGCGGGGAUUCCGCAGCUCGUCGCCGCGGCCCGAGAGCGAGCCGUCGGGCAGCUCAAGGUCGGUCACGCCGGUCAAUGGCGAUGCUUCGUAUUCCGAGCAUAUACAGCAGCUCCCCGGCAUUCGGGCCGCGGUGGCCGCCACCCGGUCAAUGCGGUCCAGCAGUGCGCCACACCACCCUCCACCCAGCGCCAUAUUCGGCCAGCCGAAUGGCAGUAGCAAGGAGUGA
Linderina pennispora is the source of this 1509-nucleotide messenger RNA. RefSeq lists its product as uncharacterized. The coding region runs from base 1 to 1509 and encodes 502 amino acids. Gene Ontology annotation, cellular component: cytoplasm. The transcript has 4 exons. Lineage: Eukaryota; Fungi; Kickxellomycota; Kickxellomycetes; Kickxellales; Kickxellaceae. The record is from RefSeq and is a predicted model, not a curated record. Gene Ontology annotation, biological process: protein transport.